GUGCAUUUUUGUGGAGUUUACGCUCUACAAUGCUGCCAACGGGCAUUUCACAAAUGUUAUCAUCUUGUUUGAGUUCACCAAAUACGGAAGCAUUUAUCCGAGAGCUAACAUACAGACGGGUAGACAUUUUUUUGAAGACAUACACGGCAACCAAUGGCUCGAGCUGACUGAGGGAUUUAUGGUGAUACUUGUUGUUUUUUACACACUUGUACAAAUACGCAUUCUGUGGAAAGCAGGAUUCAAAAACUAUAUUCUUAACAUAUGGAAUUGUUUUGAGACAGCAACAAUUAUUCUGGCUGCACUCGUUGGUGUUUUCAUCUUCCUGAAACACUAUGAGUUUGCGGAGAUCAUGAAACAGUUUAACAGAUACGGCCACAGUCGUUUCUUGAACUUCCAUACCGUUUUCCAGAUGGAGACAUAUAUGCAAGUGUCUAUGUCCACGUUGUGUGGAAUUGCUAUUUUUAAAAUGUUACGAGUCAUUGCGAUCAGCCCAAGUAUAUCGAGGCCGCUCCGGACAUUAAAAAUCGCCCAAGAAGGAAUCAAGGGACUACUGCGCACGACAGUGAUAUUGUUACUUAUUAUGUCAAUCACUGCAUCACUGCUCUUUGGUAAAAUGUUGUAUUCAUAUAGGUCUUUUGAGGUUAGCAUGUUUAGUAUUCUUGUAGUCGUUAUGGGGCAAUUCAACUAUGAACCAUUGGUGGAGGUUCACAACUUUUUAUGGCAUAUAUUUGUAAUUUUAGUAACUGUUGGAACACACUAUAUCAUUGUUAAUUUGUUCUGUGUUUUAUUGAUUGAAGGUUAUGAGAUAACAAAAUAUAUGGCUUUUAGGGAGGAACGCGAGACUGUGAAGUACAUGUGGAAUACAAUACAAUUAUAUGCAGGAUUUGCCCCUAAUAACGCUAAGAAAAUUAAAGUGGUAUAG
This is a messenger RNA of Candidula unifasciata, 922 nucleotides long. The record is from the annotation of a GenBank genome assembly. Lineage: Eukaryota; Metazoa; Mollusca; Gastropoda; Stylommatophora; Geomitridae.